AUGUCCCGUUGGCGGCCGCGCUGGUGGAAUGGCUUUGUCGGAGAGCACCCUUGGGUUGCUUCAUGUCUGUCACGAGCUCGAUCUGCGCUCCCCCCCGUGAACUUUAUCACCAUCCAUUAUGCCUACUUCAUUGUCGUUUGUCUCGCCGCUUCUGUCGUCUUCUGGGGCUCCUCAAAUCCUUCGCGGAGCAUCACCUAUGUCGACAGCCUGUUCGUCGUUGUCUCGGCCAUGACCGAAGCCGGCCUGAACACGGUCAAUCUCAGCCAGAUGACGACGUGGCAGCAGAUCAUGCUUUGCCUGCUCAUCAUGUUGGGAAGCUCCAUCUGGGUUUCCAUAUGGACUGUUGCGGCACGCCUUCACGUGUUCGAACAGCGCUUUGCCGCCAUCGUGAAGGCGGAACGCGAAAAGAACAAGCGCCCCAUUCCGCUUCUGCAGAGAUUCUCAACCUUCCGCAAGUCCGUCACGACACCGGCCGGUGAUUCAAAACUCCCCGGAACUGGGACCCGCAUGCCUCAGACCAUAGCCUCGGAUAAUUUCCUCACCGGCAGGGCCGCCGGUCGCAAUGGCCAAUUUCACGACCUAACCACGGAGGAGCGCGAGCAUCUUGGCGGAUGCGAAUAUCGGGCGCUCAAAGUUUUGGCGGUCAUCGUUCCCCUGUAUUUCUUCCUGUGGCAGCUCCUGGGCUGCGUAGGACUGGGCGCUUGGAUGGCCUACAACCAGCCCAACACCGCGAGAGAAAAUGGCAUCAACCCCUGGUGGCUAGGCAUAUUCAAUGGAGUUUCUGCGUUCAACAAUUCCGGCAUGUCCCUCUUGGACGCGAACAUGAUCCCCUUCCAGAAAGCCUACUAUGUCUUGAUCACAAUGGGGCUAAUGAUCCUCGCCGGAAACACCGCAUACCCAUUGUUUUUGCGUCUCAUUUUUUGGAGCAUGCUGAAAGUGCUGGAUCGAACCACAGCCGAGGAGACCCUGGGUGACUUCAAGGAAACGAUCAAAUUCAUUUUGAAAUAUCCGCGUCGAGUGUAUACCAAUCUUUUCCCCUCACGACAGACCUGGUGGCUGUGUUUCAUGGUCGUCUUGCUGAAUUCCAUUGACUGGGUCGCUUUCGAACUUCUGAAUCUUGGAAACCCAGUGAUUGAGGCUAUUCCCACCGGCUCCCGUGUUUUGGACGGCCUUUUCCAGGCUUUGGGUACGACCUGA
Phaeoacremonium minimum UCRPA7 is the source of this 1197-nucleotide messenger RNA. Its product is annotated as putative cation transporter protein. The record is from RefSeq and is a predicted model, not a curated record. Gene Ontology annotation, molecular function: high-affinity potassium ion transmembrane transporter activity. Lineage: Eukaryota; Fungi; Ascomycota; Sordariomycetes; Togniniales; Togniniaceae. The transcript has 2 exons. Bases 1 to 1197 code for a protein of 398 amino acids. Gene Ontology annotation, biological process: intracellular potassium ion homeostasis; potassium ion import across plasma membrane. Gene Ontology annotation, cellular component: plasma membrane.